AAGAGGGGCCAAAUGUCCAACAGCAGCUCCAUCAGGCACUUCCUCCUGCUGGCAUUGGCAGACACGCAGCAGCUGCAGCUCCUGCACUUCUGCCUCUUCCUGGGCAUCUCCCUGGCUGCCCUCCUGGCCAACGGCCUCAUCAUCAGCGCCGUAGCCUGCGGCCACCACCUGCACACCCCCAUGUUCUUCUUCCUGCUCAACCUGGCCCUCACUGACCUGGGCUCCAUCUGCACCACUGUCCCCAAAGCCAUGCACAAUUCCCUCUGGGACACCAACAACAUCUCCUACUCUGCAUGUGCUGCUCAGCUGUUUUCUCUUAUGCUAUUUCUUGCAGCCGAGUAUUUCCUCCUGACCAUCAUGUGCUACGACCGCUACGUGUCCAUCUGCAAACCCCUGCACUACGGGACCCUCCUGGGCAGCAGAGCUUGUGCCCACAUGGCAGCAGCUGCCUGGGCCAGUGCCUUUCUCAAUGCUCUGCUGCACACAGCCAAUACAUUUUCCCUGCCCCUGUGCCAUGGCAAUGCCCUGGGCCAGUUCUUCUGUGAAAUCCCCCAGAUCCUCAAACUCUCCUGCUCACACUCGUACCUCAGGGAACUUGCGCUUCUUGCAGUUACUGUCUGUUUGGUAUUUGGUUGUUUUGUGUUCAUUGUUUUCUCCUAUGUGCAGAUCUUCAGGGCUGUGCUGAGGAUCCCCUCUGAGCAGGGAAGGCACAAAGCCUUUUCCACCUGCCUCCCUCACCUGGCUGUGGUGUCUCUGUUUAUCACCGCUGGCACAUUUAGCUACCUGAAGCCCCCCUCCAUCUCCUCCCCAUCCCUGGAUCUGGCCCUGUCAGUUCUGUACUCAGUGGUGCCUCCAGCUCUGAACCCCCUCAUCUACAGCCUGAGGAACGAGGAGCUCAAGGAUGCCCUGAGGAAACUGAUGAUUGGAUCAAUUCAGAAAUAA
Cinclus cinclus is the source of this 942-nucleotide messenger RNA. Its product is annotated as olfactory receptor 14J1-like. Gene Ontology annotation, biological process: G protein-coupled receptor signaling pathway. Gene Ontology annotation, molecular function: G protein-coupled receptor activity; olfactory receptor activity. The coding region runs from base 13 to 942 and encodes 309 amino acids. Gene Ontology annotation, cellular component: membrane. NCBI's taxonomy places the organism in Eukaryota, Metazoa, Chordata, Aves, Passeriformes, Cinclidae. The transcript has a single exon. The record is from RefSeq and is a predicted model, not a curated record.